This is a messenger RNA of Galdieria sulphuraria, 1833 nucleotides long. RefSeq names its product cytochrome p450 monooxygenase. The record is from RefSeq and is a predicted model, not a curated record. Gene Ontology annotation, molecular function: monooxygenase activity; oxidoreductase activity, acting on paired donors, with incorporation or reduction of molecular oxygen; heme binding. The transcript has a single exon. The coding region runs from base 32 to 1765 and encodes 577 amino acids. NCBI's taxonomy places the organism in Eukaryota, Rhodophyta, Bangiophyceae, Galdieriales, Galdieriaceae.
AUCCAUUUGUGGUAUUCCAAUUCCUUCCCUUAUGUGGUGGUGGUGGUGCCUACCAAAGGUUUCAUUAUCCUCUUGGUUUGUAACAAGUUCAGUUUGUCAAAAAUGGUUCAACCCUUCCUUUCCUAAGAAUAUUGGGUCUAUUCUUUUAGGAACACUGUGGUUGGUUGUAUCAUUUUUACUGUUGUGUUGUAUACUUGCCAUUGUUUCUGCUCUGCGACACUGGCUCGUCCAUAGUUACCGCUGGUUGUUCACACCAUGUUAUAGAAAGAUACCUUUUGCAGGAAAACCUCAGCAAUUGCAGUGGUGGAGAUAUCUUUUUUAUGGUCAUUCCUCUUAUGCCGCUGUUAUGGCUUCUCCCAAUGAAAUUGCCAGAUGGUUCCUUCAAACAAGAACCAAGUUGCACUCCUAUCUAUUCAGUUAUUGUUUUAUGUUUCUUGCCCCAAGAAUAGCGUUGGUUUCACCAGAAGCAGCUAAACAUGUGAUGGUGAAGAAUGUACGCAAUUAUGUGAAACCUCCCAUGGUGCGACAAGGUUUAUCCAAUUUGUUGGGUAACAAAGGUAUCUUAUUAGCUGAAGGAGAUGAUCAUGCUAGACAACGGAGAAUUAUUUUACCAGCUUUUCAUUUCGAUGCAUUGGUUCAUUUGGGUCCCAUUUUUCGUGCACAAGGACAACAGGUCGUUCAACGUUGGUUAAAUAGACCAGAGGAAGCUAUCGAUGUGCACUUGGAUAUGACACAAGUGACGAUGAAUGUGAUUGCGUUGGCAGCAUUUGGAUAUGAUCCCAAUACGGACUCUGGUCAAGAGUUGUAUCGAGCUUAUCGAGAUAUCUUUACACAGAGACCACCAUCGAGAAUGUUAGCCAUGUUGUUUUCAUUGUUACCCAGUUGGUUGUUACAAAGUAUGCCCUUAUCAAGGUUGUUAAGAAGACAACAGAGUAAUGUACGACUGGUGAAGAAAAAAGUAACAGAAAUUGUACAAAAACGACGUGAAGAAUAUGAAGCUUUGUUGGUUAAGGAUAGCAAUGCAAUGGGAAAGUCUACAACAAAUAGAGAUUUAUUGGAUAUGUUGGUGGCUGCUAGAGAUCCCGAGUUGGAAAAGAAAAGUUCCCAUUUGCCUUAUUUGACGGAUGAAGAAAUUACCAGUCAAGCAUUGACAUUUAUGGCAGCUGGACAAGUUACUACAGCAGUGUUAUUAUCUUGGACACUGUUCGAAUUGAGUAUCCAUCCCAGUGCUCAAGAAAAACUGAGACAAGAAUUACAAACAAUGGAGACCACUUUAUCGACACAAGAUAUUACUGAAAUGGUACAGCAUUUAGAUAAGUUGGAGUAUUUGGAUGUUGUUUUACAUGAAAGCCUUCGAUUACAUCCACCAGUAUUAUUUAUUACUAGACAAGCGGUACAAGAUGAUGAAAUUUUAGGUUUUCCCAUUUCUCAAGGUGCUAUUGUCAACAUUCCUAUUGUAGCAUUGCAUCGAGAUCCUGAACAAUGGGGACCUGAUGCUGAAAGUUUUCGUCCCGAACGUUUUUUAUCCAGUGACAAGAACAAUGUUGUUAUACAACGACAUGCCAUGGCUUGGUUACCUUUUUUGUAUGGAACUCGAGCUUGUACAGGUCAAAGAUUUGCCAUGUUGGAAGCAAAGACCAUUCUUUUUGAACUAUUGACAAAAGUAUCUGUACGUUUACAACCAGGUUGUGAAGUUAAAGGAUAUGGAAUGGUUUCUGUCCCUCGAGAUGUUCGUUUGCAAGUUGUUGAUUUGCAUAAAGAAUAAAAUGGUGGAUGUUGAUGAUAGAUAAUGGUUCUUUACUACUACAAAAGAAUGAAAUUUUUUUGAUUUUC